This is a messenger RNA of Spinacia oleracea (spinach), 1833 nucleotides long. Its product is annotated as histone deacetylase 8. NCBI's taxonomy places the organism in Eukaryota, Viridiplantae, Streptophyta, Magnoliopsida, Caryophyllales, Amaranthaceae. Gene Ontology annotation, molecular function: histone deacetylase activity. The transcript is spliced from 4 exons. Bases 237 to 1382 code for a protein of 381 amino acids. The record is from RefSeq and is a predicted model, not a curated record. Gene Ontology annotation, biological process: epigenetic regulation of gene expression.
GCCGUGGCUAUAUCAAUUUGGUUUUCAUUGGAUAGAAUCCUAAUACAGUCCAUAGUCCAAAGUCCAAACCGAUUAUUUCGUUUUGGAUCCGAUUUUGUAUAUGUCCUUAAACCAAAGCUGGACUUCCUGCUUAUCAACCAAGGAGAAAGUUCGCAGUUUCCCGCAAUCCACGCUGCACAUCUCAGAGGCAGAGUUGAUGCAAAUUAUUGCGGGAUAGUCCUAUUGAAGUUUCUCCUAUGGCGGAAGUAGAGAAAAUCGACGUGUUCUGGGAGGAGGGGAUGUUAAAGCAUGAUAUGGGUCGGGGGGUGUUCGAUACCGGGGAAGACCCGGGAUUCAUAGACGUUCUCGAAAAGCACCCUGAAAAUGGAGAUAGGAUCCGGAACAUGCUUUCUAUCCUAAAACGGGGCCCCAUUUCACCUUACAUUUCAUGGCAUCAAGGAAGACCUGCUUCCAUUUCUGAGCUCCUUUCUUUCCACUCUCCAGAAUAUAUCCAGGAAUUGGAAGAAGCAGAUAAAGCUGGAGGGAAGAUGAUCUGUUCUGCAACAUUUCUAAACCCUGGCUCUUGGGAAGCUGCUCUUCUUGCUGCUGGCACUACGCUUUCAGCUAUGAAGUACAUAUUAGAUGGACAUGGUAACAUUGUGUAUGCAUUAGUCAGGCCACCUGGUCAUCAUGCUCAGCCUACUCAUGGGGAUGGAUAUUGUUUCCUAAACAAUGCUGGUCUCGCUAUUCAAUUAGCAUUAGGUUCUGGUCGUACUAAAGUGGCUGUUAUUGACAUUGAUGUUCAUUAUGGAAAUGGGACUGCAGAAGGCUUCUAUAACUCGAAUGAAGUUCUUACAAUUUCACUUCAUAUGAAUCAUGGUUCAUGGGGUCCAUCACAUCCACAAAGCGGUAGCAUUGAUGAGCUCGGUGAAGGGGAGGGGUUGGGAUAUAAUAUAAACAUACCAUUGCCUAAUGGAACUGGAGACCAUGGAUAUAUGUAUGCUGUGGAGGAGCUUAUUGUUCCAGCCGUUCAGAACUUUGAACCAGAUAUGAUCAUCUUGAUUGCUGGACAGGACUCAAGUGCGUUUGACCCAAAUGGAAGGCAGUGCUUGUCAAUGGAUGGAUACAGAGCAAUAGGAAGAAUAGUUGGUGACCUGGCGAAAACACAUUGCAAUGGCCAACUUCUUAUUGUUCAGGAAGGCGGCUAUCAUGUUACAUAUUCAGCCUAUUGUCUUCAUGCGACACUUGAAGGUGUGCUGAAUCUUCAAAGUCCUCUAUUAUCUGAUCCUCUCGAUCACUACCCCGAGGAUGAAGAGUUGACUGAGAAGGUAGUUGAUAGUAUGAAGAAGUAUUAUGAAACAAAUGUUCCAUUUCUAAAGGAAAUCACCAAGGAGCAAAAUUGAAACUGGUUUCUUCUUUGAUGUUUAAAAGUAAACUUUGGAGGAUUACUUGUGCAGCAGUUGUGAUGUGAUCAUAUGACCCAGAACCUUGCGAAUAACAUACUUUUCAAACUCUCAGAUGCAAAUUAGCUCAAGAAAUUACAAGAGUUUGGGUCAUUUACAAAUACAAGGACUUAAUUACAAGAGUUUGGAUCUUUUGUAUUUCUCUAAGGUGUAACUGUUACGGUCCAUGGUAACUGUUACGGUCCUAUAUAAGGUUACCUAGCUUUUGGGGAUGGUUCUCCCAUGGUCCUGUAUCAGUAACAACUUAUACGGGUUUGCUGUUACAAUUGUACAUUAUGUAAGAUGUGUAUAUUGUUGUGAGUCUUGGGAGUGUUGUAAAAUUGCACAUUGAUGGUGAGAAUGACAAAUGCUUCUGGUUUGUAUGAUUAAAUAAAAAGCCUGAUUCAUCGCA